CACCAAUCUCUGGAUGUAGGCGGGAUUUGUUCUAAUACAGGCGUGAAAGAAUAGCUAACGCCCUGACUGAACAAAACAGUCACCGCUGUGAGCUUUACCAUUUUGCAGCGAUGGAGCUGAGUGAAAUUUUAUACAACAAGGCGGAAUAUAUCGAGACAGCAUCAGGCAAUAAAGUGAGCAGGCAGUCGGUUCUGUGUGGGAGCCAGAACAUCGUUCUAAAUGGAAAAACCAUAGUGAUGAACGACUGCAUCAUCAGAGGAGAUCUGGCUAACGUCAGGGUUGGCAGGCACUGUGUCAUCAAGAGCAGGAGUGUAAUCCGGCCGCCAUUUAAAAAGUUCAGCAAAGGGGUGGCUUUCUUCCCCUUGCACAUCGGAGAUCACGUGUUCAUAGAGGAGGACUGUGUCGUGAAUGCGGCUCAGAUCGGCUCCUACGUCCACAUCGGGAAAAACUGCGUCAUCGGUCGGCGGUGUGUACUGAAGGACUGCUGUAAAAUCCUGGAUAACACGGUCCUGCCUCCUGAGACGGUCGUUCCUCCAUUUACAGUGUUCUCUGGAUGUCCAGGAUUAUUUACCAGUGAGCUCCCCGAAUGCACACAGGAGCUGAUGAUCGACGUGACCAAGAGCUAUUAUCAGAAAUUCCUCCCUCUAAGCCAAAUCUAACCACAGACUCUCUAUCCGUCAUCAUUUCCUUGUUUGCUCCCUUCCGCUGAAACAUGAAGGAUGAUUCCAACGAUGUCCUCUGAUACAGAUCUGUAGAUUUGUCUGCGUUUUA
Messenger RNA from Hemibagrus wyckioides, 771 nucleotides. It is a transcript of the gene dctn5, whose product is annotated as dynactin 5. Lineage: Eukaryota; Metazoa; Chordata; Actinopteri; Siluriformes; Bagridae. The record is from RefSeq and is a predicted model, not a curated record. The transcript is spliced from 6 exons. Bases 111 to 659 code for a protein of 182 amino acids.